Fragaria vesca subsp. vesca is the source of this 1646-nucleotide messenger RNA. RefSeq names its product cytoplasmic tRNA 2-thiolation protein 2-like. The coding region runs from base 1 to 1368 and encodes 455 amino acids. Gene Ontology annotation, biological process: tRNA wobble position uridine thiolation. Gene Ontology annotation, cellular component: cytosol. The record is from RefSeq and is a predicted model, not a curated record. Gene Ontology annotation, molecular function: sulfurtransferase activity; tRNA binding. Lineage: Eukaryota; Viridiplantae; Streptophyta; Magnoliopsida; Rosales; Rosaceae. The transcript has 7 exons.
AUGGCGUGCAGUGCCUCAACUUGCCAGUCAAAUUGCUACAAAGACCAACCAGAUGAACAUGACCCAGAUACCAAUUCAGUUGCCAACAGAAACAUCAGCAAUGGUCUCUGCCUCAAGUGCAAGACCAACCCUCCCAUCUCCUCCUCCGCCGACGACUCCCGCUUCUGCUCCGAAUGCUUCCGCGCCAACCUCUUCGGCAAGUUCCGCUUCGCUGUCACCUCCAACGCCAUGAUUUCUCCCUCCGAUAACGUCCUCCUCGCCUUCUCCGGCGGCCCUUCUUCCAGGGUUGCUCUAGAGUUUGUACACGAGAUGCACAGCAAAGCGCAGAAGAAUUUUGAUGCCAGUAGGGACAGGUCAUUACCGGUUUUCGGAGUUGGAGUUGCUUUCAUUGAUGAGGCUAGUGUUUAUUCUUCUCCAUCCAAUGAACUAUACAAAGCAAUUCAAGAGAUUACAGCUAUUGUGGAGGAGCUAGCCCCGCCCGCGAAACAGUUGUAUGUUGUGCCCAUUGAGAGUGUUUACUCUUCAGAGUGUGGUGAUGGAAGGGAGAGGCUGAAGAGGUUACUAGAUGCUGUUACUGACCCCACUGGAAAAGAAGAUCUUUUACUGCAUCUCCGGAUGUUGGCCUUGCAGAAGAUUGCCUCGGAGAAUGGAUACAACAGAAUUCUACUGGGAUCAUGCAUAUCGAGGAUUGCUUGCCAUGUUAUCACAGCCACUGUGAAGGGACAAGGAUAUUCGCUACCAGCAGAUAUACAGUAUGUAGAUUCAAGGUGGGAAAUCCCAGUAUUGCUUCCUCUUCGUGAUUGUCUUGCACAAGAGCUGAACAUGCUUUGCCGCCUUGAGGGUCUAAAAACUGUUGAGUUGAUAAGAAGUCCUGGCACCGGCAUUAACGGGUUGGUUUUGUCAUUCGUGUCACUCUUGCAGGAAGAAAAUCCUUCUCGAGAGAGCACAAUUGUGAGAACAGCUGGAAAGCUUAUCCCAUUUCAUUUCAACAGAAUUCAAGAGAUCGAUGAUUCUAAUGUCCCUUUGGCAACUCGAAGGCGCCAAAAGAGAUAUAAUCUUAAACCGAAUGAAUGUUUUUCUUCAGAGUCAUUCUGCUUUAUCUGCAAUGGCCCCCUCAGCAAAUCUGAUUUGCUAAGUUUGCGCAAUCUUGGUCAAUGCCAAACAAGUCCUGACACUUUUGGUGCUGCCUGCUGUUCGAGCUGCCGGUUUCAGAUACUUCCCCAGGACCCUUCGUUACUGGAUCAAUUUUCUGCAGAUUUACCUCAGCAGCUGGUUGCUCGAGCAAAGCUUGACAACCUUGACAAUUACCGUAUGCUCAGGGAACAAAUACAAGAUUGCUUGCUUUCAGAAGGCGAAGAUGAAACCUGAGUUGGCUCACACAUGCUGGGGUUAUGGUCCCCUUAAGGCACCGCAGACACUGUUAUUCUUCUCGCUUGGUCAGACAAUUUUGAAAGGAUAGCUGAGUUUUACUCGAGGCAGUGAAAAAGAAUUGCAGACACCAACGUUAGUCUCCAUAAUCUUGAUGACGAGAUUUACAUUGGAAAGAUAAUAAGUUUAACUCUGCCUGGCUUGCAAAUUAUUUGAUUAUUGUGCUUGAUAAAACAAAGAACAUGCAACACAUUGUACUAUUAAUAUUACAAAGAAAU